This is a messenger RNA of Cryphonectria parasitica EP155, 3772 nucleotides long. RefSeq lists its product as uncharacterized. The transcript has a single exon. The record is from RefSeq and is a predicted model, not a curated record. Lineage: Eukaryota; Fungi; Ascomycota; Sordariomycetes; Diaporthales; Cryphonectriaceae. The coding region runs from base 1 to 3663 and encodes 1220 amino acids. Gene Ontology annotation, cellular component: nucleus. Gene Ontology annotation, molecular function: RNA binding; poly(A) RNA polymerase activity.
AUGGGGGGCCUCGAGCAGACAGCAGCAGGAGGAGCAGCACCAGCGGUGGCCACUGUAUCCCACGAUACCGCCCUGUGUAUCGUACCCCCAAGAAGCCUGUGGCCUAGGAUCGACCGCCUGAGAUCACGUUACGACAAGGCCUACGGCAAGUGGCCACCGCAUGUCAACCUUAUUUAUCCCUUUGUCCAGGUCGACGCUCUUCCCAGGGCGUUGGAAUUGGUGCGGUCCGCUGUGCAGGGCCGAGACCCCUUUCGAGUACAAUUUGGUGCGGCGGAUGUGUUUCGGCACCGGCACGACAACACCAUCUUCCUGUACGAUGACGACGAGGCGCGGAGGGAGCAGCUCGGCCGCCUGCGCCAGGCUAUCCUUGUGGCGCUUGGGGCCAGGCCUAAGGACGCUGGUGGCUACCGGAUGCACAUGAGUCUUGGGCAAAGCGAGGAUGUCGAUGAGUCGUGGCACCACUUCCUCCUUGAAAAGGCAAGACUGCUUCCUGGGAUCGAGUGGGAGGUUGACGAGCUUCACCUCCUCGUGAGGGAACGAGUUCAGGUGGGAGAUUCGUUGUCGGCGCAGAUGAAAGGCUGGGCGACGAUCUCUUUGAAAGACGGCACGAUCUAUCAGUCCGCCACGCUACAGGCAUUGGACGAUGGGAAUUUGUCAAUUCCAGCGCCAGAGGCUCCGUACAAUUAUGAUGGAGGACAGGGGUGGAAGAAGAUCUCACCAGACAGGACCUUCCCCGAGACAGAGACCGCUGAAGAUGCUUCUUCUACUACCUUGGCGGUGGCGACAUACAACGUGCUGGCCGAGUUCCAGUACCCGCCAUCGCACAAGCGAUACCCGUUGCUCAUCGAAAAUAUACUCUCAAAGAAGGCCAAGACUGAUGUUCUGGCCCUGCAGGAAGUCACUGACGAUUUUCUGUCCUACCUGCUGGCAGAUCAAAACAUCCGACAAGCGUUUCCUUUCUGCAGUCAUGGCCCUCCCAACCAGGAAGACGUCGAGCCGCUUCCGAGUCACAACAACAUCAUAGUUCUCAGCAGGCACGCUUUUGAAUGGGAGAGCGUACCAUUCAACCGGGAGCACAAGAACGCACUUGUUGUCAAGUUCCAGGGCCUUGGGCGAUGGGAUGAUGCCGACUUCACCCCUCUGAUACUGGCCACCGUCCAUCUUACUCACGGCCUAAAAGAUGGAUCUAUUGCAGCCAAGAAGUCUGAGAUCGAUAAGAUGCUGAAGUACUUGGCCCAGAACUACCCAGAUCACCCGACAGUCCUGGCAGGGGACUUCAACAUAACCUCGUCAGCCUAUACGAUUAGCCAGGCACUCGAGAGGAACGUCGUCUCCGCUCAGGCUGCCACACAUCUUCGCAAUCUUGAUGCGACCUUCACACGGAAUGGCUUCGUCGAUGCCUGGACCGUUUUCCAGCUGGAGAAGGGGGCAGGACCAGACGAGGAAGUCAUUGAGUUCGCCUUAGAAGGCGAGCAGGGUGCGACGUAUGAUCCGACCGUCAACGCCUUGGCCGCAGAGAUUGUGGGCAGUGGAUUCGGCAUGCGUCCUCAGCGGAUUGAUAGGGUGUUGGCCAAGGGAGACGGAUUCUUACACGUCCUGCACUUCAAUAAGUUUGGGGACGUUACGACAGAAGCUAAUGGGGAAAGCGGCCCUCAGACCUUGUACGCCAGUGACCACUGGGGUAUCCGGACUGUCCUGAAGCUUGGGUUCGAGACCGAGAGCACAAGGUCAGCGACUUCUCAGCUUGUUCCUGUCCAGUCGAGAACGGCGAAGGGCGCCCUGGCAGACUCAGAAGCUCUGGAAACGGCUUUGCAAAAUGCUGGCGCAAUUCCCUCCGAUGAGGACAUCAGAACUCGGGCCGCUGCAUUUCAUCUGCUGAAAGGUGUUAUUCUUGAUACCUCAUCUUCAGAACCGGCGCAGUCAGCGACGGCUCUCAUAUUUUUGCCCGUGGGAUCGUAUGGCCUGGGCGUCUGGACGUUGUCCUCCGACAUCGACUGCCUGUGUAUUGGGCCCUUCAGCGCUCCUACGUUCUUCUCCCUCGCGACGGAGAGGUUGCGAAAGGCUGCCGAUCGAGGUGUCAGGAUCAUACGCCGCGUAAAGGCGAAUACCGGCACAAUGCUGGAGCUGGAUUUGCAGGGUGCCAGGUUUGACCUCCAGUACGCGUCUGCUCAAGCGGUUGUAGAGCUCUGGCCGGCCGUCCUCAGGUUCCCGACUUCACAUGCUGUUUGGCGUCUCUCGAGCAGCACGCUGUCGAAACUAAGAGCCAUCCGUGACCUCGACUAUGUUCGGCAUUCCGUCCCAGACAUGACCAAGUUCGCCCGUGCACAUCGUCUGAUCAAGACAUGGGCCAAGAACCGUGGCAUCUAUACUGCAAAGUUUGGAUACCUGGGCGGUUUCCAGAUCACGAUUCUCCUGGCAAGGGUGUACAAACUCCUGGCGCGCGAUGCGGCUUUGCUAUCAGUUGCUGACGUGCUGGCGACAUUCUUCCAUCACUAUGCCGAUUUUGCUUGGAAGCGGAACCUGGUUUUUGACCCGUUCUUUCACAAGACGUUAAACUAUAGGAGAACCGAUCGUGAGCCUCUGGCAAUUCUGGGAUACUUCCCGCCCGCCCUCAAUACAAGUCUUGCUGCGUCGACCCCAUCGGUUCGGACCAUCGCAGCCGAGUUCAAGCGGGCUGCCAGCCUGCUCUCCGAGGAGAGCAUGAGCAUGACCUGGCCCAAGUUUGUCAACUCUGACGGGACAUUUGAUUUUCUGCGGGGAUUCAGGAGCUACGUCAAGAUUGACGUGCAGUUCUGGGGUGGAUCCAUCACCAAAGGUCGGGGUUUUGUUGGCUGGGUGGAGUCUCGAUGUGUCUCGCUCCUUGUGGACCUGAACAGACGCGCGCCAGCGCUGCAUGCAAGGUUCUGGCCAGCUCGCUGGACGGAGAAGAGCGAAGACACGUCUGUCCUCCCCCAUCGUGCUGGUACACCUGCAGCUGAUGACGACUCUGGGGGCGACUACCAGGGCUGCUACCUCAUUGGUCUGGACAAGCUGAAAGAAGACAACAUGUCGACGGAGGACGAGAAAGUCAUGUACGGCACGCUGCUCUCGGUCCUUGGUCGUUUCGCAGAGCAGAUCCGUGGUGACACGAGGCACUUUGAUGCCCAAUCCUCAUGGAUGAGCGCUAGCGUCGUCAAGGCUGCUGAAGUCGGGUCGCUACAAGUCGAUAGGCGCGAAUGGGGCAAAUAUGCCAUAGGGGAGGACGACGAGUCGGAUGACGAAGAUGGAGAGGACGCAGCAGCAGCAGCGCAAAACCAUAGCCUCGGCGACGAAUAUGAGGAUCAGAACUACGCCCCAAAGAAGAAGAAGCCCGCCAGAGCCAUCACCAACCAGCCUCGCGCUGUGGUUGUGCCUAAGCCUGAAGGGGCGGGUAGAUUCCGCACUGCAGCCGAUGUGCUGAACCGGCUGCGUUGGGAUCCAUCGCUAGACAGCGCAGACCAUGUUGUUGGCUACGAGGACAGGUUUCUGGGCGCCAUGGAGAAGGCACUAGAUGCGUGGAAGUUAGAGCAGACACAUGAGGAGUUUAUCCCGCAGCACAGGAUCCUGUACUUCAAGCGGAAGAGCGACGGCGUGGUGGUGUGGGAGCGGAGGACGAGAAAGGAUCUACUGUUUGGGAGUGGAUAGUUGCAGUGUGAGUGGAAUUCGAACAGCCUAGCCGGAGGAGUGAGUAGAGUAAGUGUCUUUUUAGGACAAGGAAAAUAAUGAGGGAAAGAUGAAAGAAAAAAAAACCACC